AUGGAGUUUAAUACAAAGCUGAGAGAGGAAUUUCCUUUCCUUUCAAGCCUUCUCUCUGAAUAUACCUUGAAUCCAGAGGGAGCUAAUGAGUUUUCCCCCGAAGAAGCUCUCUCUUCUAAGGGGCUUUUUCACAAUUUUCACCACCCCAUUACCAACUCUCCCCUUUUCGAUCAUUUUACCAUUGAAGGCUCCUCAAAGAAUCCAUUUUCUGGAAUUUCAGGAACAUGCAUCGAUCCCGCGGGCCUUGAUGCCUUGGCAACUGGCUUCUCUACUCAUGAUCUCAAUGCUUAUGCAUCCACACCUUUGUCGCCUGCAGAUUGUGGAGAUAGGCUAUUGCAUGGCUUACAAAGAAGACAGGUUUGGGAUUAUGAUUCUCAGAAAAUAUUUGAGGCUUACUCCUUGGAUAAAAAGGAGAUGAAUGGGCCACUCCAGUUUGAAGAAAUCGGAUCGAUGAGUACUGGUAAUAAUAAGGGAUCCACAGAUGAAGUCUCAUGUGUGAGUACUGAGGAUACUCAUGAUCAGUAUCAGAAGAAAGUUGAUCAUCAUAGAACGGCCAAAAAAUUGUUACUGAAAAAAGAUUCCAGAGUUCAUAAGCAAUCUCAACUUAUCAAAGGCCAAUGGACUCCUCAAGAAGACAGACUAUUAGUACACUUGGUGAAGCAGUAUGGAAUAAAGAAAUGGUCUCAAAUUGCUAAGAUGCUGGAGGGAAGAGUAGGAAAGCAGUGUAGAGAGAGAUGGCAUAACCAUUUGAGGCCAGACAUCAAGAAAGAUGCUUGGAGUGAAGAAGAAGAUGAGAUACUAAUCAAUGCCCACAAAGAAAUUGGAAAUAGAUGGGCUGAAAUUGCCAAGAGAUUACCUGGAAGGACAGAGAACACCAUAAAGAAUCACUGGAAUGCUACCAAGAGAAGGCAAUUUUCAAGGCGUAAAUCUGGCAAGGACUUGAAUUCUGAAAGCACCCUCUUGCAAAGCUACAUUAAGAUGGUGACUUCGUCCUCAUCAACUCCAGAAACUAAUGAGAAGGAAAAAACUGAUGACGUUAAUUCAAAUUCACCUAACCAGAACGAGAGCUCAGGUUCAUCCUCAGCAGACUUGGAAAUCCCGUCUAGAUAUGACCAUAACAAUGAGCCAUCCAAGUUAUCCUUUGACUCAAAUUUGUUUAAUGAUAGUUAUGGGUUUAUCUCCUUCCUUGAUCAUGAGAUGCCUUGCGGUUCUGUGGUUGAUGAGAGCAAUAUGGAGUUUGAGAUGUCAGAACUGGAUAGUUUGAUGAAGGGUGCUGAAUUGAAGAAGGAAAUGGAUUUGCUAGAGAUGAUCACCCAAGGAAUUAGUCGUUAA
Messenger RNA from Dovyalis caffra, 1332 nucleotides. The record is from the annotation of a GenBank genome assembly. Lineage: Eukaryota; Viridiplantae; Streptophyta; Magnoliopsida; Malpighiales; Salicaceae.